Messenger RNA from Ciona intestinalis (vase tunicate), 1543 nucleotides. The record is from RefSeq and is a predicted model, not a curated record. Lineage: Eukaryota; Metazoa; Chordata; Ascidiacea; Phlebobranchia; Cionidae.
CGAAAGAAAGAAGCGUUUCAGUCAUAAAACUCUUGUUCGACAGCUAGUAACAGCAGUUUCUCUAUCUACAACGUUCCAGCACCAUUAAGUAACGUUUUAAAGUGAUUUGAUUUGUUUAAAGUUGCUAGUUUUACUAAGAAAGAUAUUAGUUUUUAUUCAACUACAAUGUCGAAUACGUCUUCUCCAAGAAAAGUUUCCCGAAUGAUGAAUGCCGUAUCCUUGGAUGAAAACGCGUACAGUGUCAUGCAGACCAAAAUGCUGGCACAGAAAACUAGCAAACGAAUUUUAGGCGAAAUUCAAAACACAAGAUCGUCGAACCAAACAACAGCUACAAAAAAGAGUAAGGAAAAUAAAGACAAGAAAUUGGCUUUGGCAAAGAAUGAAGAACCACUGCUGAAGGAAAAUCCGCGGCGCUUCGUGAUUUUUCCCAUUCAGUAUCAUGAUAUCUGGCAAAUGUAUAAGAAGGCAGAGGCAUCAUUUUGGACUGUUGAAGAGGUUGACUUGAGCAAAGAUAUGGUUCACUGGGAAGCUUUGAAACCAAACGAAAGAAAAUUUAUUUCUCAUGUUCUUGCAUUCUUUGCUGCUUCAGAUGGAAUUGUGAAUGAAAACUUGGUUGAAAGAUUCGCACAGGAAGUUCAAAUAACAGAGGCAAGAUUUUUCUAUGGAUUUCAGAUUGCUAUUGAGAAUAUACAUUCUGAGAUGUAUUCACUACUAAUCAACACAUAUAUUAGAGAUACUCAUGAAAGAGAGUUUCUCUUCAAUGCGAUUGAGACUUUGCCCUGUGUCCGAAAGAAGGCAGAAUGGGCUCUAAAGUGGAUCUCGGAUUCUGAAUCUACCUAUGCUGAGCGAAUUAUUGCUUUUGCCUCUGUUGAAGGCAUCUUUUUCAGCGGUUCCUUUGCCGCCAUCUUCUGGUUGAAAAAGCGAGGUCUGAUGCCCGGACUCACUUUUUCAAAUGAACUGAUUAGCAGAGAUGAGGGUCUUCACUGUGAUUUUGCAUGUUUAAUGUUCAAACACCUCCUACACAAACCAAGCGAAGCGAGGGUUGUAGAAAUUGUUAAAGAUGCCGUUACCAUUGAACAGGAGUUCUUAACUGAUGCAUUGCCUGUAGCAUUGAUUGGGAUGAACAACAAACUAAUGAAACAAUACAUUGAGUUUGUGGCUGAUCGUUUGUUGGUAGAGCUUGGAUGUUCAAAGGUAUUUAAGGUUGAGAACCCAUUUGACUUCAUGGAGUUAAUAUCGCUUGAGGGAAAGACCAACUUCUUUGAGAAGAGGGUUGGGGAAUAUCAAAAAGCUGGAGUAAUGGCCAAGGCUGAAGAUAUGAAGUUUACAUUAGAUGCAGAUUUUUAAUGCCCCUAAUACUACGCAUAUUUUACCUGUGAAACAGGAUAAAUAGUGUUUUUAUUUCCUUUAUAGUUUUAUUCCUGCCCAGAAUUAAUAGCAUCAGUUUCUAUUGUGUGCAAGAUUUUAACCGCUUUUUGAUUGCACAGUGCGCUUUUGUUUUGAGCUUGCAUUGCGACUUUUUAAUAAAUUCUCUUUUAGUUUA